AUGAGGAACAGAUCUCUAAAUCUGCUCAGGGCGGCAGCUCAGUGUAGCCGAUUAGAACUACGGUCAAUUGGAUGUCGAGAUGCAAGAUAUGGCUCUCGGUGGUCUUCAACUUCAACAUCUGCGACUUCGGAACGCCAAUGGUCGACACCACUUGCGAAGACAUUGGCUGAAGCUAUAACAACGACAGGACCAAUUUCCGUAGCGGCGUAUAUGCGACAAUGUCUCACUCAUCCCGAAGGCGGCUAUUACACGCGGCAGACUUCGAGCGGACAGGAUCAAUUCGGCACGAAAGGAGAUUUCGUAACUUCACCCGAAAUCAGUCAAGUGUUUGGUGAGCUCGUUGGUAUAUGGCUGUACGCGGAAUGGCUUGCACAGGGGAGGAGGGAGAAGGUGCAGAUCAUAGAGGUUGGACCAGGCCGAGGCACGCUGAUGGAUGAUGUUCUAAGGACAAUAUCGAGCUUCAAGGGCUUUACUAAGAGCAUCGAAGCCAUAUAUCUCAUUGAAGCAUCACCUUACUUGCAGAAACAGCAGGCGAAAUUACUCUCCGGUACCGAAGACUUGAAGAAGAACGAUAUUGGUUUCGCUGCGCCGUGUAAAUAUAUACCGGGCUGCCAAAUUCAGUGGUGCGAAGACAUACGGCUUGUGCUGAAAGAGAACACUGCAUCACCUUUCAUACUCGCACACGAAUUUUUUGACGCCCUUCCAAUUCACGUCUUCCAAAACAUUGCAAACUCCUCUCUUCCAGCCUCCUCGACCAUCAUCACACCAACAGGUCCCAUAAAACCCAAGCACGGCGUCACCACACCUAAGAAUACCUGGCACGAACUCGUAGUAUCACCAACAUCUCCCUACAAACAACCAGAGAAGCCAGGGCAAGAGAAACUCGACUUCGAACUGACCGUCUCCAAGACGCCAACGCCGCAUUCCCUCUACCUACCAAAUCUUUCGGAUCGCUACAAAAAGCUUGAGAACACACCAGAUGCCGUCAUUGAAAUAUCCCCCGAAUCACUUGCUUACAUCGCCGACUUCGCUGUGCGGAUAGGAGGCAGCAAUGCUAAACUCAGCAGCAGCGCCGCAUCACUACCACCCUCUGUCUCUAUGAUCCCAGAGCCAUUCACAAAAUCCCAACCCUCCGGCGCGGCUCUCAUCCUCGACUACGGCCCCUCCUCCACCAUCCCCGCAAACACCCUCCGCGGUAUCCGCUCCCACACCACCGUCUCCCCCUUCGCCUUGCCGGGCCUCGUCGACCUCUCCGCCGACGUGGAUUUCCUCGCCCUAGCAGAUACAGCACUAUCCGCGUCCCCCGGCGUCGAAGUUCACGGCCCCGUCGAGCAAUCCUUUUUCUUAUCUACCAUGGGUAUCAAGGAGCGUGCGGACCGCUUACUCAGCGCUGCCAAGGAUGAGGAGACGAAGAGGAGGCUGGAAACGGGGUGGAAGCGCUUGGUUGAUCGGGGGCCGAAUGGAAUGGGCAAGACGUACAAGGCGUUGGCUAUUGUGCCGUAUAAGGAAAAAGGGCCGGUGAGACGGCCGAUCGGGUUUGGGGGCGAUCUUGUGGGAUGA
Molecule: messenger RNA, 1560 nt
Organism: Pyrenophora tritici-repentis Pt-1C-BFP
Lineage: Eukaryota; Fungi; Ascomycota; Dothideomycetes; Pleosporales; Pleosporaceae
Product: Methyltransf-28 multi-domain protein
Biological process (GO): mitochondrial respiratory chain complex I assembly
Cellular component (GO): mitochondrion
Molecular function (GO): protein-arginine omega-N symmetric methyltransferase activity
Source: RefSeq, a predicted model, not a curated record